Molecule: messenger RNA, 1450 nt
Organism: Hippopotamus amphibius kiboko
Lineage: Eukaryota; Metazoa; Chordata; Mammalia; Artiodactyla; Hippopotamidae
Gene: MGST1
Product: microsomal glutathione S-transferase 1
Exons: 4
Coding region: 165-632 (155 amino acids)
Cellular component (GO): membrane; mitochondrion
Molecular function (GO): glutathione transferase activity
Source: RefSeq, a predicted model, not a curated record
GCGUGGCGCCUGCCGCCCGCCCGCCAGCCCGCCCGCGCAGUGAAAGUCACCGAGCGCCCGUGCCACCGGCCUCUGGGACCAGUUCGCGGUCUUUCUUCUGCUCAUUCACCGUACGUGCCCGAGGGGGUGUGUAAAAAGAGGGUUCCAGACCAAAAUCAAAAAAAAUGGUUGACCUCACGCAGCUAAUGGAGAAUGAAGUAUUCAUGGCCUUUGCCUCCUACACAACGAUUGUUCUUACAAAAAUGAUGUUUAUGAGUACUGCAACUGCAUUCUAUAGAUUGACAAGAAAGGUUUUUGCCAACCCAGAAGACUGUGCAGGCUUUGGCAAAGGAGAAAAUGCCAAGAAGUAUCUUCGGACAGAUGACAGAGUGGAACGUGUACGAAGAGCCCACUUGAAUGACCUCGAAAAUAUCGUACCAUUUCUUGGUAUUGGCCUUCUGUAUUCCUUGAGUGGUCCAGAUCUUUCUACUGCCAUCCUGCAUUUCAGACUCUUUGUUGGAGCACGAAUCUACCACACAAUUGCGUAUUUGACACCCCUUCCCCAGCCAAAUCGAGGUUUGGCUUUUUUCCUUGGAUAUGGAGUUACACUGUCGAUGGCUUACAGAUUGCUGAGAAGUAGGUUUUACCUGUAAAGAGAAUCAUACAACUCAUCAUCCAAUGAUUUUUUAAGAAAUCUGUACUUCCAAUUUGUAAUGAAUGUUUUUUAAGAUUUAUGUGGGAAGGGAGCAAAAAAAUUAAGAUAGGGAAAACCUAGUCUGAAUAUUAAUCUCACCAAUAUCCUUUAUUCUUUUUAAUAUUUGCAGUAGAAAUUUAACAUAAUUUUUAGCUCUCUUGUCUUAUUUUAAAGUACUUUGUUGGAAAUUUUGAUUGUAAUUUGUAGCAUUUGUUCGUAUUUUAAAUCUUUUAAAAGAGUAAAAGUACAUGUAUGUUAAACCUGUAUUUCAAUAUUGUUGAAAUUGGCAUAUGAAAUAAAGAAUUUAAAGAAUAAUUUCACUUGGUUUUAUUUUCCUGAAUAUAUUUUCAAAAGUUUCAAACCUACAGAAAGUAGGUUUGAACUUUUAUAUGUCGUUCACCUAGAUUUACCAAUUGUUAGCGUUUCCCCAUGUUUGCUUUAGGUCUGUCACUCAGUGUUUCUUCUUCUGAGGAAUUUGAAAGUAAGUUGCAGAUAUUGUAUCAUGUGUUUAACAUACUUCACUCCUAAACACUUUAACAUGUAUCUCCUAUGUACAAAGCAAUCUCCAAAUAACCAUACCGUUAUCACACCAAAGAAAUUUCACUCUAAUACAAUAUUAUUUAACAUAUACAGCUUAUAGUUAAAGUUUCCCCAAGUUUUCCAAUAAUAUCUGUUAAGACUGUUUAGUUUUUGACCCAGAAAUCAAACAAGGAUGUCACACUGGCUUUUGUUAUCAUUUCUAUUUAGUUUUCAAUAAAAUGGAUGAGUUCUUUCAUG